AUGGCCUACGAUGAGGAAAAACAUCUGGGUCAGUCUGUCGGGGAGGAUCUAAGAAAAGUUGCAAGUCAAUCGGCCUUCGACGUUGGCUCUUCCAAUAAAGCGACUCUCGAGUAUGAUAAUGCCACCAAUGACAGCAUUCUUGGCAAAUUACGCGCCUUUGAGACGUCUCUGGACAAGAAAUUUGGCAUCGAAAGCCAGGCCAUCAACCGCGUCCUCCCAGAGGAAAAGGUACCACAGCUAUGGCACCACCAGGCUAUGAUGGCUCUUUUAUGGGCAGGAUGCACAAUGAACAUUUCGUGCUUCUCUACUGGGUUGCUGGGCUGGGAGUUUGGUCUAGACUUCACACAAUCCAUUACUAUCACCAUUUUUGGAACUCUGUUAGGAUCUAUGGUAUCUGGAUGGUGCGCCAUUCUUGGACCUGGUACUGGAUUGAGACAAAUCUCAAUAUCGCGUUACUCGUUUGGCUGGUGGCCAUCAAAACUUGUCGCAGCUUUGAACGUCAUUUCUCAGAUUGGCUGGAGUUCUGUUGGUUGUAUCACUGGAGGAUCGGCCUUGUCUGCUGCGUCGAGUGGUAGAAUUGGUCCUAUUCCAGGAAUAAUCAUCAUUGCUGUCAUCUCUUCGGUGAUUAACCUUUGCGGGUUGAAGAUGAUCUUGUCUUACGAGAAAGGCGCCUGGUUUGUUUUCUUUGUUGUCUUCAUGGUCAUGUACGGAGAAAUGGCCCCUAAAGCGGACAUCAAGACGAAAAGCACACUUGCUGGUGCCGAUCUGCAUGGACAGGUCCUGUCGCUUCUUGCGGUUGUGUAUGGCUCCAGCGUCUCAUGGGCCUCGGUUGCUGCCGACUACUAUGUUCAGUAUCCCAUCACAACGUCCAAGACCAAGGUUUUUAUUCUAACCACUAUGGGAAUCACAAUCUCCACCUGCAUUGGCAUGGUCCUAGGAUGCUGCGUCGGGUCAACAUUGGCUGUCAACGAGGAUCUCGCAAACACUUAUAAUAAUGAAGGUGUUGGCUUUCUCAUCCAAGCCAUGAUGUAUCCCCGUGGUUUUGCCAAAUUCAUUCUCGUCAUCCUGGUUCUAGCAGGCAUAGGAAUGAAUUGCAUUAACUUGUACUCAUGCGCGCUGUCCGUCCAACAGUUCGCUCGCCCAUUUGCCCGCGUUCCUCGCUUUCUCUGGACAAUCCUGCUAUUUGGCAUCAUUAUAGGAAUUGCGAUUGGUGGUCGAGAGCACCUGAACGCAUAUCUGCAGAAUUUCCUGUCCUUGCUGGGUUACUGGGCUACUUCCUUUUUUGUCAUUAUAUAUAUCGAGCACUACCUCUUCCGCAAGGGCAGGUUUGAAAACUACGACUUGGAUGGCUGGAAUGACCCCAAGCGCUUGCCUAUGGGUAUCGCAGGAUUGAUUGCUUUUUUGAUAGGAGUGGUGGGGUGGGUUCUUGGUAUGGUGGAAACUUGGUUUUCUGGCCCUCUAGGUCUUUUGAUUGGGAGUGAUGGCGGUGAUAUUGCCAACGAGCUUUGCCUUGUUUUCACUGUCGUCACGUAUAUCCCUUUGAGAUAUCUAGAGUUGAGGUAUAUUGGACGAUAA
Messenger RNA from Penicillium taxi, 1575 nucleotides. RefSeq names its product putative nucleoside transporter. Gene Ontology annotation, biological process: transmembrane transport. Gene Ontology annotation, cellular component: plasma membrane; fungal-type vacuole membrane. The transcript is spliced from 2 exons. Lineage: Eukaryota; Fungi; Ascomycota; Eurotiomycetes; Eurotiales; Aspergillaceae. The record is from RefSeq and is a predicted model, not a curated record. The coding region runs from base 1 to 1575 and encodes 524 amino acids. Gene Ontology annotation, molecular function: transmembrane transporter activity.